UUAGGUCAGUAUGGUUAAUUCACCGGUACUGGUGGGGGACUGCCGCUGACAAGAAUUUAGAACCAGUUUGCCUGUUUGUUAGAUUCUGCUGUCAGUUUCAGUUUCAUUUUUCCUGCAACGUGAACAGAAUCUCUUCGAAAAGUCAUCAACAUGUCUUCAAAAUCUACCAAAGUCAUUAAUUUUGGUGCUGGACCAGCAAAACUUCCUGAAGAGGUGAUUGAGGAAGUUCAGAAAGGAUUUCAUUCAUUUGGAGAUACAAAUAUCAGUAUUGUGGAACUCAGUCAUCGAUCAAGUGAUUUUAAUAAAAUCAUAAAUGAUGCACAGGCAACAUUACGAGAAAUACUUGACAUUCCAUCGAAUUACAAAAUUUUAUUCAUGCAAGGAGGAGGCACAGGAAUAUUUGCAGCAAUUCCUCUGAAUAUGAUGAAAACUGGAACUGCAGAUUAUUUCGUAACUGGUUCAUGGUCAUCAAAAGCUGCAAAGGAAGCAGCGAAAUAUGGAAAAGUGAAUUUGGUUCUUCCAAAGACUAGCUCUUAUGUGGAAAUUCCGGAUUCCUCGAGCUGGAAUCUGGAUCCAAAUGCAUCCUAUGUUUAUUAUUGCGACAAUGAGACAAUUCACGGUAUUGAGUUCAACUUCAUUCCUGACACUAAAGGAGUUCCUCUCGUUGCCGAUAUGUCGUCAAAUAUUUUGACAAAACCAAUAGAUGUUUCAAAGUUUGCAGUGAUUUAUGCUGGAGCGCAAAAAAACAUUGGUCCAGCAGGUGUGACGUUAGUAAUUAUACGAGAGGAUAUUAUAGGCCAUGCAAUGUCAGUUUGUCCAUCGAUACUCGAUUUUGCAGUGAUGGCCGAGAAUAAUUCCAUUUAUAAUACACCUCCAACAUUCCAAAUUUACUUUGUCGGCAAAGUUUUCAAAUGGAUUCAAAGAAAUGGAGGAGUGAAGGGAAUGGAGAAAAAGGCUGUAGAAAAAAGCAAGAGAAUUUAUGAUAUUAUUGAUAAUUCUCAAGGUUUUUAUGUUUGUCCGAUUAAAAAGGACUGUCGCAGUAGAAUGAAUGUGCCAUUUAGAAUAAAAAAUAAUGACGAAUUAGAAAAGGAAUUUUUGACUGGUGCCAGUGAACGUGGCAUGUUGCAACUGAAAGGACACAGAUCAGUUGGCGGAAUUCGUGCUUCCCUUUACAAUGCGGUAACAAUUGAGGAAGUCGAAAUUUUGGCUUCGUACAUGAAAUGGUUUCAAGAAUCGAAGCAGUAAAUUUUCUUUCAAGUAAAAAUCAAGUGUUACAAGUGCAAUUUGAAAAUAAAAAAAACAGACUCUGAAGAGAAUACUUUGUUAUUUAAAGUAUUUAAUUUGAAAUGGGUUUCUUUCCCAUUAUAAGGAUUAUUGUACAUACAUUUUUUUUUACGAAAAUCAAAAAUUUAGAUAUAUGAAAAUAUGUUUAUUUUAUUUUGUACGGAUCUUUAUAAUCAACGAAUAUAUCACUUGUUUUAAAUAAUA
This is a messenger RNA of Leptopilina heterotoma, 1488 nucleotides long. RefSeq names its product probable phosphoserine aminotransferase. NCBI's taxonomy places the organism in Eukaryota, Metazoa, Arthropoda, Insecta, Hymenoptera, Figitidae. The transcript is spliced from 9 exons. Gene Ontology annotation, biological process: L-serine biosynthetic process. Gene Ontology annotation, molecular function: O-phospho-L-serine:2-oxoglutarate transaminase activity; pyridoxal phosphate binding. Gene Ontology annotation, cellular component: cytoplasm. The record is from RefSeq and is a predicted model, not a curated record. Bases 151 to 1245 code for a protein of 364 amino acids.